Molecule: messenger RNA, 6446 nt
Organism: Hypomesus transpacificus
Lineage: Eukaryota; Metazoa; Chordata; Actinopteri; Osmeriformes; Osmeridae
Product: ATP-binding cassette sub-family C member 9-like
Biological process (GO): potassium ion transport; transmembrane transport
Cellular component (GO): membrane
Molecular function (GO): sulfonylurea receptor activity; ABC-type transporter activity; ATP binding
Source: RefSeq, a predicted model, not a curated record
ACUUGGGUGCACCUUGCUCGUGUUGCCGGUGGAACACAUGCUGCCGGUAACCACAGAGUUAGGGAAGUUCAACCCCACCGACAGACUUGGGCAAGUUUGGAAACCCGAUAGGGGGGUGCAGUAUGCGCAGUUGAUGCACCACGGCUAAAAAUAACCAUCACUCACUGAACACUGGCGCGUAUACACCAGGCAAACGGAAUGAACGAGCGCCAAUAAGAACUUCUCUUUUUUUUCAUUUCGUGGCUUGCCUGGACCAAUCGUGUGGCAUGGCGCUCUCCUUCUGUGGUAACGAUGUGAAUAAGAGUGCCUACGGGGUGGAGAAGGGCGUGCUGAACAACGGCUGCUUCGUCGACGCCCUCAACCUGGUCCCUCAUGUCUUCCUCCUCUUCAUCACCUUCCCUAUCCUUUUCAUCGGUUGGGGCAGUCAGAGCUCCAAGGUCCAGAUCCACCACAACACCUGGCUCCACUUCCCUGGACACAACCUGCGCUGGGUCCUCACCUUCUCCCUGCUCUUCAUCCACGUGUGCGAGAUUGCCGAGGGCAUUGUGUCCAACAAUGAGAUGAGCACCAACCACCUGCACCUGUUCAUGCCUGCGUUCAUGGGCUUCAUAGCAGCAACCACCUCUCUGGUGUACUACCACAACAUCGAGACCUCCAACUUCCCCAAGCUACUGCUGGCCCUGUUCAUCUACUGGGUCCUAGCCUUCAUCACCAAGUCCAUCAAGCUGUGGAAGUUUGCAGAGCUGGGCAUCAGCAUCCAGCACCUGCGCUUCUGCAUCACGGCGCUGCUGGUGCUCCUGUACGGACUGCUGAUGGCUGUGGAGGUCAACGUCAUCAGGGUCAGGAAGUACGUGUUCUUCUCCAACCCCCAGAAGGUGAAGCCUCCAGAGGACCUCCAGGACCUGGGAGUACGCUUCCUGCAGCCCUUUGUCAACCUGCUGUCCAAGGCCACCUACUGGUGGAUGAACCAGCUGGUGAUGGGAGCUCACACCAGGCCCAUCGAGCUGAAGAAGAUCGGCAAGCUGCCCAUCGCCAUGCGGGCCCUCACCAACUACCUCCGACUGAAGGAUGUGUAUGAGGAGCAGAGGAGGGCGGAGGAGCCGGAGCGCGCCCCCUCCAUGUGGCGGUCCAUGUACCAGGCGUUCGGCCGGCCCAUCCUCCUCAGCAGCACCUUCCGCUACCUGGCCGACCUGCUGGGCUUCGCUGGGCCGCUCUGCAUCUCUGGCAUCGUCAGCAACCUGGCCAACCAGACCGUCACCACGCGCUCAGACCAGGACUUUGUAGAUGGGAUGUACUUCAUGCCGGUCACCCAGCUCCUGAGACACAGCUCUGUCCUGGCGGUUCUCCUGUUCCUCGCUCUGGUUCUCCAGAGAACCUUCCUGCAGGCCUCCUACUACGUCACCAUAGAGACCGGCAUCAACCUCCGCGGUGCCCUCCUGGCUAUGAUCUACAACAAGAUCCUGCGCCUGUCCACCUCCAACAUGUCCAUGGGGGAGAUGACUCUGGGCCAGAUCAACAACCUGGUCGCCAUAGAGACCAACCAGCUCAUGUGGUUCCUGUUCCUCUGUCCCAACUUGUGGGCCAUGCCUGUACAGAUCGUGAUGGGAGUGAUCCUGCUGCACUACCUGAUGGGCCGCAGUGCCCUGGUGGGGGCGCUAGUCAUCGUGCUGCUGGCUCCUGUCCAGUACCUCAUCGCUACCAAGCUGGCUGACACGCAGAAGAGCACCCUGGACCACUCCACAGACCGUCUGAAGAAGACCACAGAGAUCCUGAAGGGCAUCAAGCUUCUGAAGCUGUACGCCUGGGAGAACAUCUUCUGUGACAGUGUGGAGGACACCCGGGGCAAGGAGCUCACCAGCCUGAAGACCUUCGCCCUCUACACCUCCAUGUCCAUCUUCAUGAAUGCAGCCAUCCCCAUAGCAGCAGUGUUGGCGACUUUUGUGUCCCAUGUCCUGAUUGAUGACCACUGCCCUGAGCCGUCGAAGGCGUUUGCUGCCCUGGCCCUGUUCCACAUCCUGGUCACCCCCCUCUUCCUGCUAUCCACCGUGGUCCGCUUCGCAGUCAAGGCCCUGGUCAGCGUGCAGAAGCUGGGGGAGUUCCUGGAAAGUGAUGAAAUCGGUGAUGACAGUUGGAGGAACGGGGACAUGCCCGUUUCCUUGGAAACAUGCAAAAAGCCUCCUGGGCAGACUAAGGCCAUCAACAGGAAGCAGCCCCUGAGGUACCAGCUGGAGGGCUACGACCCCCCCUCUCGCCGCACCAUGCGGCCCCACGAGACCGAGGACGUGGCUGUCAAGAGGCGGUCAGCAUCUCGUCUCUCAUGGAAAAUCCAGAUUCUCACGAGAAAGCAGAGACCACAGACGCCUCAACCUUUUCUCAGCCCCUCUACUGUGUUUGGGGUUCACUUCCUGUGUGGUCACUUCCUGUGGGAAUCCCUGACCACAGCUCUGUUAAUUGGUUCUGGGGGCCUGGGAAGCAACAUGGUUAAACGGUGUGCCUAUGGUACGUGUCGAUCUGACUCUAGAUAUCCCAAUAGUUUAGAGGGAGGUGUGGUAUUUUUUCCAUUUGCAGAGCCGAAGACUCAAGAGGGAAGGUGCCGGCAGUGGAUAAAACCGUGUGGGGACCCCACUCCCAACGUGAACAACGGAUUCUUCACCUGGGGAAGCAACCUUUCCACGCUGUCCGACAUCAACAUCCGUAUCCCCACAGGUCAGCUGACCAUGAUGGUGGGCCAGGUGGGUUGUGGGAAGUCCUCGCUGCUCCUCGCCAUGCUGGGAGAGAUGCAGACCAUCAGUGGCAAGGUCUUCUGGAGCAAACUGCCUGAUUGUGAGAUGCUCCACGAGGGGAAUAUAAGCUGGUCUGAGUGGGAGGAGCCUGUUGAAGACAUCAGGAGUAAGAACAGGUACUCUGUGGCCUAUGCUACCCAGAAGUCCUGGCUGCUAAACGCCACCGUGGAGGACAACAUCACCUUCGGCAGCCCCUUCAACAAGCAGAGGUACAAGGCCGUGAUAGACGCCUGCUCCCUGCAGCCUGACAUCGACCUGCUGCCGUUCGGAGACCAGACAGAGAUCGGAGAGAGGGGCAUCAACCUGAGUGGAGGGCAGAGACAGAGGAUCUGUGUGGCCAGAGCUCUGUACCAGAACACCAACCUGGUCUUCCUGGAUGACCCGUUCUCAGCGCUGGAUAUCCACCUGAGUGACCACCUGAUGCAGGAAGGCAUCUUGAAGUUCCUGCAGGAUGACAAGCGCACCGUGGUGCUUGUCACCCACAAGCUGCAGUAUCUCAUCCAUGCUGAUUGGAUCAUUGCGAUGAAGGAUGGCAGUGUUCUGCGGGAGGGCACUCUGAAGGACAUCCAGACUCAUGACGUGCAGCUGUACGAGCACUGGAAGACCCUUAUGAACCGCCAGGACACCGAGCUGGAGAAGGACCCAGAGCCAGACUGCCAGACGGCGCUGGAGAGGAAGACUCUCAGACGAGCGUUCUACUCCAGAGAAGCCAAGAACCAGAUAGAUGACGAGGACGAAGAGGAGGAAGAGGAGGAGGAGGAUGAUGACAGCAUGUCCACCACCACUAGCAGGCGCUCUAAGAUCCCGUGGGGGGUGUGCUGGCGUUACCUGUCGUCUGGAGGCUUCUUCAUGGUCUUCCUCAUGGUGUUCUCCAAACUGCUCAAGCACUCCGUCAUGGUCGCCAUCGACUACUGGCUGGCGGCCUGGACCUCCGCUGACAAGACCAACAGCAGCCGCGCGGUCAGAGACUCCGGACCUGGGAACCGCACCGGGAAUCUCACCCUGUCCUUCUCUACCGAGGAAGAGAAGCUGGACCAGUACUACAUGCCCGUGUUCAUCAUCCUGUGUGGCGCUGGCAUCCUGCUGUGUCUCGUCACCUCUCUGUCUGUGGAGUUCCUGGGUCUGUCUGCUGCCACCAACCUGCACCACAACCUGCUCAACAAGAUCAUCCAUGCCCCCAUCAGGUUCUUUGACAUCACUCCUCUGGGACAGAUCCUCAACAGGUUCUCUGCAGACACCAACAUCAUUGACCAGCACAUCCCCCCCACCCUGGAGUCUCUGACACGCUCCUCCCUGCUGUGUUUGUCAGCCAUCGGGGUCAUCGCCUUUGUGACCCCGGUCUCCCUGGUCGCCCUCGUGCCCCUGGCCGUCACCUUCUACUUCAUCCAGAAGUACUUCAGAGUCGCCUCCAAGGACCUCCAGGAUCUGGAUGACUCCACCCAGCUGCCUCUGCUCUGCCACUUCUCAGAGACAGCCGAGGGACUGACCACCAUCCGAGCCUUCAGACACGAGGCUCGGUUCAAGCAGAGGAUGCUGGAGCUGACAGACACCAACAACACAGCCUACCUGUUCCUCUCUGCUGCCAACCGCUGGCUGGAGGUCCGCACUGACUACCUGGGGGCGGUGAUCGUGCUGACAGCAGCCAUAGCCUCCAUCUGGAGCUCUGACUACAGCCUUCCCUUCUGGUUCAACCUGGACCCUGAGCGCACCUGUACAGACGACCGGCUGUGGGAGGCGCUGGAGAUCGCCCAGCUGAAGAACAUGGUGAAAGCCCUGCCUGGGGGCCUGGACGCGGUGGUGACGGAGGGAGGGGAGAACUUCAGUGUGGGCCAGAGGCAGCUGUUCUGUCUGGCCAGGGCCUUCGUCAGGAAGAGCAGCAUCCUCAUCAUGGACGAGGCCACCGCCUCCAUCGACAUGGCAACCGAGAAUAUCCUGCAGAAGGUCGUCAUGACGGCGUUCGCUGACCGGACAGUGGUCACCAUCGCACACCGGGUGCACACCAUCCUGACAGCAGACCUGGUGAUUGUGAUGAAGCGAGGGAACAUUCUGGAGUCCGGCCGGCCGGAGGAACUGCUGGAGCAGGAGGACGGCAUGUUCGCCUCCUUCGUCCGCGCGGACAUGUAGCCCCGCUCCCGCAUGGAGGCCACGCCCACUGAAUGGAGGCUCCUCCCCCUCGCAUGGAGGCUCCGCCCAACACAUCAAUAAGACUGCUCAUCCAGACGACGAUCAGUCAGUUUAUGGAUCAUCUGUCCGUCCAGAGAUCCUGCUCACAUGUCUUCAGCCUCCCAGCUGAGAUCUGCUGUUAAAGCCUUUUGGACUGUGGGAUUGAUCAAUAGACUGGUUGAUUGGUUGAUUGGUCGACAUUUUGAGGUACUUUAAGGGCCGUGGUAGUUUUAUAUGCAUAAGUAUUUACUGUAUUUGUUUUUAAAUUACAUCUAAUCUAGUUAUAUAUGCAAACAUAUUCUUCUAUAUCUAACCUGAGAUCUGAGCUGUUGAAGUGUGCAGCAGUGUGUGGUUCUGUGUUCUACUGGGUCCUGUAAGCUUCUGCUGGGUCCUGUAUGGUUCUGCUGGGUUCUGUAAGGUUCUGCUGGGUUCUGUAAGGUUUUGUAAGGUUCUGUUGUCAACACCAGGACUGAGACAGCCAAUCACACAGUCCUUACAGACCCUCAAUGAUGACUUCACCCAAUGGGUGAUCAGCAUUGUUAUUGAUUAGGGAAGACUCCACCCUCCUCCCCCUCAGCCAGCCAAGCCCCUCAGCCAUAGGUCAGAACCUGUCACUAAGAUCUGAUUCUCUGGGCUAUACUCUGGUCUGUGUGUGUGCAGGACUGGUGUGGCUCUACGUAUCGAUGCUGUUUCAUAUAUCCACUUUGUACUGCCUGGAUGUCAAGUGCUGUACUGCAAGGCAGAAUCUUUCUUUUUGGCUGUAAUUCUACUGUGCCGUAUUGAUUUUGUAUUUUUUCGUGAAACUGAUGUCUCAUUGUUUGAGUGAUGGUCUCUCUCUCUCUCUCUCUCUCUCUCUCUCUCUGGUCCUUCAUCUCCUAACCACUCGUGGUGAACACACAGCUGGGGGUUAACACAGGCCAUAUAUUACGAGUCACACUCUUACACCCCAGGGCCAGUGUCACUGUCCUGCUGAAACCAAUCUGCACUGUCCUGCCAAACCAGUGUUACCCUUAACACCUCUGCUAUGCCCACGUCCUCCCCCCUAAGAGAGACAGAGGUGAAGGGGGGGGGGGUUGGUCAAGGUUAAGGCAGAACAAGGAAACAGUUAGUCUGAUCCCAGAUCAGAUCGUGAGUUAACCCUUUAGUUGUGUGGAUGAAGCCUUUAAACCUGACUACUGCUGUUCACGGUGUCUGGCUUGAAUCCCUGCUAUAGUGACUGUUAUUUCAAUCACAAUAUUACACACUCUCUACAAACCCUCACCCUUUAAUUAUGCAAACUGUCACUUUCAUUUUUACUUAAUUUCACUCUCACUGUUUGUGCUACUUUUUUCCUUCUGAGAAUGCACAUUUUGUUUAAUGAUUACAGUUAUCAUAGAUAAGUGUCUGUCUUAAGUGUAUACUUGAUAUCAUAACUAUCCUUGAUAUUUUCAAUCAACUGUCAACUCGAAUAUCAAAACAUUAUAGCGUGCCUACUUUUUAUACACUUGAAAUGUUAAUAAA